AUGGCACGGACGCAGACACACUUGGCAAGACGAAACAUUAUUCUCGCUUUGUUGGUGCGUCGUCUGCGUCGCAAGAGGAAGAGGUCUCUGUACAUAAGGGAUAUAUUUGACAAGCGUCCAGAGUGUGGAGAGUACCACCACCUAGUACAGGAGCUGCGGAACUGUGAUCCUGAAUACCAUUUCAAGUACUUCAGGAUGACAAAGGCAUCGUUUGACAAGCUGCUGAGCCUUGUUUACCACAGGCUUGUUCAUCCUCCUACUCACAGGAGACCCAUCUCACCGGCAGAAAGGCUCGCGGUGACAUUGAGAUUUUUGGCCACAGGAGGGUCCAUGGAGGACAUUGCAUUGAGCUACCGAAUGCAUGCAUCUACUGUAGCUAGCGUACUGAAGGAGACAUUGCCAGCGAUCUGGGACUGCUUGAGGCCCCUGGUACUCGCACGCCCAAGCACACAGAGGUGGCGCGACAUAGCAGAGGAAUACUAUGACAAAUGGGAUUUUCCAAACACAAUAGGGAGCAUUGACGGCAAGCAUUUUGCGAUCAAAUGUCCUAACAAGAGCGGCUCAGACUACUACAAUUACAAGGGUUUCUAUUCACUAAUUAUGCUGGCUAUAGCAGACGCCAGUUAUAGAUUUAUAAUGGUGGACAUCGGAGCCCAAGACGCUGCCUACUGCCCUGAUGAGUACAGCGACACGCUGUGCGGCGAGACGGUGCCUGACGGAGAAUGGCGCCGCACUGUCGCUGAAAUUGGCACAAAGACAGUGCCUUCAAACAACCGCCCCACUUCAGCUGCCAUGGCAAUGAGGGACGAAUUAGCAGACUAUUUUAUGUCUGCAGAAGGCUCACUGCCGUGGCAGCUGAAGGUUGUCAGGCGAUGCUAA
Messenger RNA from Dermacentor albipictus, 879 nucleotides. NCBI's taxonomy places the organism in Eukaryota, Metazoa, Arthropoda, Arachnida, Ixodida, Ixodidae. The record is from RefSeq and is a predicted model, not a curated record.